GUGUGUGGGGACAAUGGAGGACAGCACAGAAGAAGACAUUGAGUCUCUGAUUGAGGGGAUGGCCUACAUCCCUGGCCACUUUCAUUUGGAGCUGAAUUUGAACGGUGAACCCAAUGGACCAGUCACCCUUCGGCACCGGGACACCCAGCUCAAACGCGAGAGCCUCAGGGCUGAGCUUGAAGCUGAGACAGGACGUCUGCAGUAUGCUGUGCGUAAUAUACUGGGCCUGUUGGCCUUCCAUGUAGACGAACUGGAGACGGCAGAAGAGGCCUUUCGCAGCAUCUGCCAAGAGGAUCCAGAAAACCUCAAUGCCUGGGCCAACCUGGGUUACGCAUAUGAACGCCUGGGCCGCGAGCUGGAGGAGGGGGAGUGCAUGGAACGUGUGGCUGCCCUUAUGGGCCCAGAGAUGGGGGAGAACCAGACAGACUGCAGGCUCAGGGUAGCACGGUGCUUGGCUGAACAGGCGUACACACAUCCUCAUGAUGUGGAGCUGGAGAGAGACGAAGAUUUACAAGAGAGACUGACAGCCGCGCUGAUGUUAUACAACCGCGCACUCGAUUAUGGAGAGGAACUGAUACCAAUAGAGGAAAAAAGAAGUUGGUAUUUCAAAAUGGCAACAAUUUACAUAAGGUUAGAUGGAAUUGUAAGGGAUUCGAUAGACAUUGACCUCACAAGACUGAACUAUUUCAACAAGGGCCUCAAGCUUCUCACAGAGACUCUAAAAUCGGACAACACACAUCUCAAAGCAAUGGGCUGGUGUUAUGUUGGUCUCAUGCUGGAGCGGACGGAGGAGUUCUCCACUGUGCCAAUGUCAGUCCAUGACUGUGGGUUCUCUGGAUCUGACCCUUUGACAUGUUACGGAUCGGCCAUUAAGCUCGCCAUGGAUGAUGCAUUCAUACUCAACAGGCUAGCAAACGUGUUCUUCCUGUCAGGCAAACUGGAGAUGGCCACAGGUAUCUGUAACAUGGCCCUGAGUGUCCUGCCUGAUGCAGAACUCAACUGGCAGGCAUACUGCAUUCGCGCCAAGCUUGGUGUUACCAUAUAUGCAAAAGAUCUUGAUAAAGCGAAGUGCGGCCAAGGUGGCAUUCCUGACCGUCAGAUUCUGAAAGAGGCCCGUGCUGACCUGGAACGUGUUCUGGCUGUGCGACCCUGCUUGAGGACUCAUUUGGAGAUGGGUCAGGUUUACUACUACAUGGGUGUGGACGCCCUGCAGGAGAGCCUGUUGGUCGAUGAGAUGGCGAUAAACCAGGCCCUGGUCAGUCUAGCUAGAGCUCUGCAGUGUCCUCUGGGCUCUACAAUCUCUAAACUACAGCUCCUGCGGGGUCGCUGCCUGCUGCUGAAAGGAGAGGAGCAGAAUGCCAUUGACUGUUUUAGGAAAGCACUUGAACUGGAACCUCCCAGCAUCCAAGACACGGCAGUCCUGCGCUGCAUGCUACAGGCUAUUCUAGUGAGCUUCACCCAGAGCGGGAACGACACAGGUCAUGCUAUUAUCCAAUUAGAGGAAUGUUUAAAGCAGGCGGAAGAGCGAUAUGGAGCAAACGUUGUUCAGACUGAGUUGAAGGCUCUGUGCCGAGCACACACAGAUGAGGUGACAGAGCUCUCAAAAGAUCUGGUGAGGAAGGGGAGGUUGGAAGUGGUCAGAAAGUUGCUGAAGAGCAUACAGCCACAAGGGAAAAGGUUCUCAAUGGGAAGGUCCAUGUCUAUUUGAAAGAGUCUGUGGAACAAUGGAAAGGGACUCCAGAUAAUGUUCUGAUGGGCAAUUAUGUGAUGUCCAUGAGUUAUGCAUGUUAAGACAGGAAUUAACAAUAAAGCUACUCAUUUCAAA
This is a messenger RNA of Sinocyclocheilus anshuiensis, 1825 nucleotides long. RefSeq names its product tetratricopeptide repeat protein 22-like. Gene Ontology annotation, molecular function: protein binding. The transcript has 7 exons. The coding region runs from base 14 to 1708 and encodes 564 amino acids. The record is from RefSeq and is a predicted model, not a curated record. Lineage: Eukaryota; Metazoa; Chordata; Actinopteri; Cypriniformes; Cyprinidae.